Messenger RNA from Cryphonectria parasitica EP155, 405 nucleotides. RefSeq lists its product as uncharacterized. Lineage: Eukaryota; Fungi; Ascomycota; Sordariomycetes; Diaporthales; Cryphonectriaceae. The transcript is spliced from 2 exons. The record is from RefSeq and is a predicted model, not a curated record. The annotation marks the transcript as partial.
UUCUUCCUCUGGCCCGCCCUCUUCGGCCCUCUACUCUUUGAAAACCAGACCUCGGACGCCCGCGACCACUGCGCCAACGAGCGCACGUUCCUCUCCUAUCUUCGCCUCAGCAUCUACAUGGCCAUCGUCGCCGUCGCCAUCGUCUUGUCCUUUCACCUCAAGAGCCGGCCCAGUGCUGCCGAGCUCGCUAUGGCACGGCCUCUGGGGGUGGUGUUUUGGCUGUUGAGUGUGGCUUGUCUGCUGGUUGGGCUGGGGAAUUAUAUUCAGACGGUGAAUAAGUACAGUCGGAAGAUAGCCAUCGUCCAAACCGGUAUCAAGACACAGCUCGUGAGUACAGCCACACUAUCUUCACACAACCCCUUUCAUCUCUCCUGGGACGACAAGACUGACACCUUGUACAGAUAA